Mercenaria mercenaria is the source of this 455-nucleotide messenger RNA. RefSeq lists its product as uncharacterized. The coding region runs from base 132 to 455 and encodes 107 amino acids. NCBI's taxonomy places the organism in Eukaryota, Metazoa, Mollusca, Bivalvia, Venerida, Veneridae. The record is from RefSeq and is a predicted model, not a curated record. The transcript has 3 exons.
AAUUAAUAUUUCCCAUUAUACAUAAUUAGCCGCACUCUCCCCCUGACAUUGUUCACGUGACAAAACAUUUUCAGCAAACAUCACUUUCAUCAUAGCUCUGUAAGUGGGAUAUUGGAUUCUUCGUAUCUAAAAUGGUUAUCGGAGCCGCAAUCAUUGGUAUUCUGGUUGGCCUGUGCUCUGUCCAUGCCGAUUCGUGUGGAAGAUACGGUAACUUCACCGGCAUCGUUUUUGAGUGCCGUCGAGAAGAAGGUGGAAUGCUUGUUUUAUCAGAGCUGUCUGCAUCGCAUUAUGGUGACGACACAGAGAUAACUAAGACAGACCUUGUGGAAGACAUCGAAGCUUAUUGCCGAAACGUAAUCCCAAAAUACAAGGAGUGUAUAUCUGGCUCAUCGGGUCUGCAGAAGUGUGGACUUCAGCGUAGCAAGAAAUUUGAAUCAUUGUUAUCAAUAUUAUGA